Molecule: messenger RNA, 973 nt
Organism: Scylla paramamosain (green mud crab)
Lineage: Eukaryota; Metazoa; Arthropoda; Malacostraca; Decapoda; Portunidae
Product: superoxide dismutase [Cu-Zn]-like
Exons: 5
Coding region: 130-717 (195 amino acids)
Biological process (GO): superoxide metabolic process
Molecular function (GO): copper ion binding
Source: RefSeq, a predicted model, not a curated record
AAGAAGCACCACCACCAUCACAUUCUCGCGUCAGCCUCUCUCCUACCACAACCGGCCGGUGUGUUUGCCACUUUCCCACAGUGAGUUGUGCUAUUGACAAGCAAGCACCGUCCUCCAGCAUCUCUCAUCAUGAAUCUAUAUGAGUUUAGUGCAGUGGAUGCCGGUAAAGGACUAUUGGUCAAAAUGAAGCUUCUUUUGGUCGUGUGUCUGGCUGUCGCUGCUUCCUGCGCUGUGGCGCCCAGACGUCCUAACGCAGUGGUGGAUUUUGUGCCUGGCAAUGCUAAAGUGUCUGGACGGUUGCAACUUUACCGAACUGAUUAUGCCGGUGUCUUGAUCCAGGGGAGAGUGUCAGGCCUAACUCCAGGUCACCACGGCUUUCACGUACACGCAGAGGGUGACCUGUCUGGGAAGUGCACGGCCGCAGGUGGUCACUUCAACCCCUUCCAGACCAACCACGGCUCCCCAUACGAUAACCCCAUACGCGACCGCCACGUAGGGGAUCUUGGCAACAUUCAGGCUGAUCGUUACGGUAAUGCUGACAUCUAUAUUCAUGACACGGUGAUUUCCCUCGACCCUGCCUCCCAUGCGUACAUCGGCAACAAGGCCAUCGUGAUUCACCAGGGCCGCGAUGAUCUAGGACGUGGUGGCAACCCGGAUAGCUUGAAAACUGGCAAUGCUGGAGGACGCGCUGGUUGUGGCCUCAUCGUACCUCACUAAAAGUUGUCGAGCUUCUUGUUUUUUUUGUUUUGUUUUUUGUGUUGAUAGUUUUUUGAGUUAUUUUCUUUUCUAUUCUUUUGUUUUAUCCAUUUUUUUUUCUCUCUCGCUUCAGUAUUCAGUAAAUAUUAUUAUACUAUGUUUUUAUGAGUGGUGUUAAAAGCAAUUAGGUUAUGAAGUCGAAAAUUUGCCUCGACAAAAUAUCUUACCAAAUAGUUGUAGACAUAUAAAAAAAUAAUAUAUCUGUACUUAUACUAAA